AAGAGAAAAAAAGGGAAACAAAUAAUAAAGGAAAAAAGUGCACAGUUUUUCUUGAGCAAGUGUCAAACCAUUCAUUAACUUCAACAAUGGCCUGUUUACCAAAUUCACUAAGAGCUAUGACUCAGUCAACUAGCAAGAGACUGCUUUCACAGAGUACAAAAUGUACCAGAAAAGGGAUAACAUACUCAAGAUUACUUUUCUUCAAUCACAGUUUACCACAUUCACGCCCCUUUUGCGCAGCACAGCCAAGUUUACAUCAAAAGAUAACAUUUGAAAAUCAGCCACUGUCUUGGCUUUUUGUGAGUGACUCUGUUGCAGGGGCCUACGGUGCACAAGUUAAUCUUGAACUGGAUUUGGACAGAAGGCUCACUGAGGAGACUUAUGUGAACUUGAUGGUUAAUAAUGUCAACCUUAGAGAAAUGGAUAUAGAUGUCUAUAAACUGGCUGAAGAUUUCAAACAGCUUAAACAAAAAGAAAAGGAGAAAUCAGAUUUAAUUGCAGAGAAACAACGAGUGGCUGAAGAGUUACAAGCUUUGAAGAAUAAGGAAUCAGAUCCAUCUACACAACCAUUAAUCCAGGAAGCUGUUCAAAAGUUAUUUCAAUUAAAACAAGCAAUAGUUAAUACACCGCCAUUUUGGGAGCUAGAAGAAAGUGUGAUACUGAGGGCACUGAAGCUUCCAAAUGACCUUCACCCAGAUACUCCCCACGGAGAAUCAACAAUUCUCAAAGAAAAAGCUGGUGUUUAUAAUGAUGUACAUAACAAGCUUAGCCAUGUUGAAAUUGGGAAAAAAUUUGAUCUCAUAAAGUUCAGCAAUGUUGGGCCUAAAGCAUAUUACCUGAAGAAAGAUCUAGCUGUUGCAGAGAUGGAGCUCAUCACUACUGUUGUGGAAUACAUGCAGGCUCAACAUUUUUACUUUAUUGCUGCCCCUGAAUUUUUCAAGACACCAAUUCUGGAAGGAUGUGGUCUGAACAUCCAUGAUCCAUCAGAGGUUUUUACAAUGAUUGAAGCUAAAGAGAACAUUGAGCCAAUGAUACACUUAACAGGGGUGUCACCAGCAUCAUUUAUAGGUUAUGUAGCCAAAACUUGCAUAGGGGAUAAAUCUAUGCCUUUAAAUAUGUUUGCUUGUGGUCGAACAUAUCAAAAUUGCAACCUACCAGGAUUGUAUGGUGCUGUACAGUCAAACCAGGUGGGGCUGUUCUCAUGUGUUAAAGAAGAAGAUGUGAAUCGUCAAAUGGUUAAGUUAACAAACUUGAUAUGGACGUUUUUGGAAGGCUUUGGAUUUCCGUUGAGAAUGUGUCAGGCGAAUGCCAAAAAUUUAAAAGUUUCCGAGAGUAGGCGGGUGGACUUUGAGGUAUAUGCUCCAGGUAUCCAGCAGUAUGUCACUGUUGCAAGUGUGGCUGACCUAGGAGAUUAUGUCAGCAGGAGGUUGAUGGUCACACAUAACCUCAAUCAUUCAGAUAUACGAAGUAGCAAAAUUGUACACAUGCUCUCGGGGGUUGCCUUGAAUAUCACAUCAUUAUUAGCUGUAUGGACUGAGCACAGCAACAGUUCUCAGGAAACAUUUUCUCUAUGUCCAUUACCUCCUGGACAGAAGAUUAAAACAGAAAAAGAUCAAUAAAAAUAUUUUCUUUAUUGAAAUGAC
Physella acuta is the source of this 1643-nucleotide messenger RNA. RefSeq names its product serine--tRNA synthetase-like protein Slimp. NCBI's taxonomy places the organism in Eukaryota, Metazoa, Mollusca, Gastropoda, Physidae. Gene Ontology annotation, biological process: seryl-tRNA aminoacylation. The record is from RefSeq and is a predicted model, not a curated record. Gene Ontology annotation, molecular function: ATP binding; serine-tRNA ligase activity.